GCUUAUAUCAGGCUACAACAGCCUCACUGACAAACAUCUCGCUGGUUACUUCAGCAAAACUCAAAUCAGGAGACACCUGCAGAGAGCAGGCCUGAUCACCAGAAGUGGGCGAAUUGUACCAGACAAGGAGUACAGACAUAAGCUGAUGCACAAAGCCCGUCAGAGACAUGUCAGAGAGUGCUUGGCCCAGGCCGUUUUCCAAAAGGUGCUGGAGAUGGAGCGUCUCCACCAGAUCGAGAUCAAAAGAAAACUGGAGGACUUUGCAAGGAUGGAACGAGUGCAUAGGAUAAAGCUGGAGCGCUCUAAAAGGUAUGAGGAAGAUAUUUUCCGGGUGCUGUCUCCACGCCCCCCCACAGGAUCCAGGACCGCCUGGAAACAGAGCUCAGGUCCAGAGCAGCAGCACUCGGAAUCUUCUGAAUCU
Cyprinodon variegatus (sheepshead minnow) is the source of this 421-nucleotide messenger RNA. Its product is annotated as glutamate-rich protein 3-like. NCBI's taxonomy places the organism in Eukaryota, Metazoa, Chordata, Actinopteri, Cyprinodontiformes, Cyprinodontidae. The annotation marks the transcript as partial. The record is from RefSeq and is a predicted model, not a curated record. The transcript is spliced from 4 exons.